Entrophospora sp. SA101 is the source of this 1134-nucleotide messenger RNA. NCBI's taxonomy places the organism in Eukaryota, Fungi, Glomeromycota, Glomeromycetes, Entrophosporales, Entrophosporaceae. The record is from the annotation of a GenBank genome assembly.
AUGGUCAUGGUACUAAUCGGAAUUGUAGUAUUCGCUAAAGAUGAUGAGCAAUUCUCGAUAAAGAAGUUUGGGCAAGAGCAAAAACAAUGUUCGGAUGGAUUGGAAUAUUUGCCACUUUAUACCUUAAUUACAGCAUUUAUAUUCAUAGAAUGUCCGGUAUUGUUCUAUUACCUCAAGCCGUUAAAUGAAAAUUACGGAAUAAAAAAAGAAAUUUUCAUUAAUUUGAUUACAACUAUUUCUUGUCUAAUUUUAUAUUUCGCGACUAUUUUCUUGGAUCAAGUUGUGAGAUUCUGGGGGCCGUUGACAUGGCUGAGUGUGGCUUUGUUAUGUGGACAUGUAAAUAUAAUAUUUUUACCAGUGGUAAAAUCAUACAAGAAAUCGAAUUUUUUAAUUAAUUAUAGAAAUGUUAUUGUCGAUAAUAAUUAUAGAAUUUCAUGUGAUGUUAAAUGUGAAAAUUACAAUGAUAAUAAUUUCAAUGAUAGCAAUAAUGUGAGUAAUGAUGAUGAUGGUGGUGAAGGUCGGCUAAGGUUUAGUCAAAUUUUAAAAGACGAACGUCUUUUCGAAAAAUUUAAAAUUUGUGCAGCAUCAUUUUUUUGUAUAGAGUUGAUCUUGUUCAUUGAAGAAUAUCAAUAUUUGAAAAGUAAGGUUUUGAAAUAUUAUGAACACACCAAUGAUAAUUUAGAUUUUGUCGCAGAUCCUAGACCAAUCAAAGACGUAACUGACAAUAUUCAAUCGUCAACACAGCCACCACAGCCACCGCAGCCAUCAUAUCAACAUUUUACACCGUGGGAGACUAUCAUUAGGGGGAAAACAAUAACAAUGGAUAAUGAUUUGAAAAUACUAAAAACAAUAACAACUGCGCCAUCGUCAUUGUCAUCGACAACGCCACUAUCUAAAUUCAAUAAUGAAAAUCUCCGAUUAUCUUCAUUGUUUUAUCAAACGUUCCUGGACCCGUCUGCAGGUUUGGCCAUAAAUGUGGAUGAUUCGACAUUACGUAAUAUAAAACGUCAAAUUGUAGGCCAAGGAGAUUAUAAUAUCGAUAUGUUUGAACAUGCUAGGAUGGAAGUCUUACAUUUGUUGUAUGGUAACACAUUCAACACAUUCAUCGAACAAUAUUAUCGGACUAAUAUUUGA